Molecule: messenger RNA, 784 nt
Organism: Mucor mucedo
Lineage: Eukaryota; Fungi; Mucoromycota; Mucoromycetes; Mucorales; Mucoraceae
Exons: 1
Coding region: 10-483 (157 amino acids)
Source: RefSeq, a predicted model, not a curated record
UUAAAUCCAAUGGCAGCUAAAUCAUGUGCCCAUUUAUUGGAAGAGGCUGUUUUUGUGGAGGGAGGCAAGUCUUUACUUGUUCUUGGUGGAGAGAUAGAUUCAAGACUCUCAUCGCUGGAUACACACUAUGAAAAGACAUCAUCAACAAAAGGAAACAUCCCCCAGUCCUCUUUACCUUACACUGAUACAAGAUACCAAAAUGUAGAAUUAUGCUUGAUUGACAAUGAUAAUGCUAAGAAAUCAGUGUUGGGAACCAAAACUAUGAACGUUUUGAUUACUUCAUCUAUACGCCUGGAAAGCAAUCAGCCAGUAGUUGUCGGUGCCUCUAGUUCAAAUGGAUUCAUACCAAGUAGAAGUACAAGGAUCUUUAUUGAGAAAUGCAAACUUCAAGAAAUUGAAAUGACGACAAAAGCAAAUACGCGACUUGAUGGAAUUAGAUCUUCUCACCAAUAUUUGCUUUAUCCAUUCGAUGAACAUGCUUAGUUACGCCAACUAAGAUCCAAGUUUGAUCGAUUGUCCACCUACCUGUGUUAUCGAUUUUCGUCUAAAUUUACUAAUGAUGUUCGAACAAGACCUUGAACAAUAUGGACAAUCGCAGAUCGCUCCCGCAAUCAAGACAGAGAUUCCAGUGUUGCGGCCGCGUCAAAGCUUUUCAAGCACAUCGCAACUCAAGUGUGGGAAAAUGGAGCUGAAGCAAGCUUGAGUUUGAAUUAGUGUUCGGAAUGAAGAUCGAAACUCUCGAGCGAGCUUCGAUCGUGUUCCAGUCGAAGCUCGCUCGGAUGCA